UGCUGGUGCUUUAUAUGUACGCAGAGAGCCCGCGUCCUUUCCUUGGUGCGAUUCUGUCCUGCGCGUCUGUGCUGCAGCGCUGAAGCCGUUUGUCUCCGCCCGCCUUCUCUCUCACCUAAGUGCGCGCUACCACCCCAUGGAAGAUUCUAUGGACAUGGACAUGAGCCCUCUGAGGCCCCAGAACUACCUUUUCGGUUGUGAACUAAAGGCCGACAAAGAUUACCACUUUAAGGUGGAUAAUGAUGAAAAUGAGCACCAAUUAUCUUUACGAACGGUCAGUCUAGGGGCUGGAGCAAAGGAUGAACUGCACAUUGUUGAAGCAGAGGCAAUGAAUUACGAAGGCAGUCCAAUUAAAGUAACACUGGCAACUUUGAAAAUGUCUGUACAGCCAACGGUUUCCCUUGGUGGCUUUGAAAUAACACCACCUGUGGUUUUACGGUUGAAGUGUGGUUCAGGGCCUGUGCAUAUUAGUGGACAGCACUUAGUAGUGCCUCCUGAAUUUAUUUUAGCUGUGGAGGAAGAUGCAGAGUCAGAAGAUGACGAGGAGGAGGAUGUGAAACUCCUAAGUAUGUCUGGAAAGCGGUCAGCCCCUGGAGGUGGCAGCAAGGUCCCACAGAAAAAAGUAAAACUUGCUGCUGAUGAAGAUGAUGAGGAUGAUGAUGAGGAGGAUGAUGAUGAUGAAGAUGAUGAUGAUGAUGAUUUUGAUGAUGAGGAAGCAGAAGAAAAAGCUCCAGUAAAGAAAUCCAUACGAGAUACUCCAGCCAAAAAUGCACAAAAAUCAAAUCAGAAUGGAAAAGACUCAAAACCAUCAACACCAAGAUCAAAAGGUCAAGAAUCCUUCAAAAAACAGGAAAAAACUCCUAAAACACCGAAAGGACCUAGUUCUGUAGAAGACAUUAAAGCAAAAAUGCAAGCAAGUAUAGAAAAGGGUGGUUCUCUUCCCAAAGUGGAAGCCAAGUUCAUUAAUUAUGUGAAGAAUUGCUUCCGGAUGACUGACGUGGAGGCUAUUCAAGAUCUCUGGCAGUGGAGGAAGUCUCUUUAAGAAAAUAGUUUAAACAGUUUGUUAAAAUUUUCCGUCUUAUUUCAUUUCUGUAACAGUUGAUAUCUGGCUGUCCUUUUUAUAAUGCAGAGUGAGAACUUUCCCUACCGUGUCUGAUAAAUGUUGUCCAGGUUCCAUUGCCAAGAAUGUGUUGUCCAAAAUGCCUGUUUAGUUUUUAAAGAUGGAACUCCACCCUUUGCUUGGUUUUAAGUAUGUAUGGAAUGUUAUGAUAGGACAUAGUAGUAGUAGUGGUCAGACAAAUGGGAAUGGUGGGGAGACAAAAAUAUACAUGUGAAAUAAAACUCAGUAUUUUAAUAAAGUA
Messenger RNA from Myotis daubentonii (Daubenton's bat), 1361 nucleotides. It is a transcript of the gene NPM1, whose product is annotated as nucleophosmin 1. Gene Ontology annotation, molecular function: RNA binding; chromatin binding; histone binding. The record is from RefSeq and is a predicted model, not a curated record. Gene Ontology annotation, biological process: regulation of centrosome duplication; ribosomal large subunit export from nucleus; chromatin remodeling. NCBI's taxonomy places the organism in Eukaryota, Metazoa, Chordata, Mammalia, Chiroptera, Vespertilionidae. Gene Ontology annotation, cellular component: cytoplasm; nucleoplasm; centrosome.